AGUGGGGUAACCAUUUGGGGUCAGUUAGCAUCAGGUUUGUUAUGUGUUUCUCUUGUCAAAAAACACAUACAAAAGCACACAUAAACACAAACACAAAACACAAUAACAAUAACAAAAUCCCUCAAAAGAGUCAGAGAAGAAGCAAAGGGGAAAAAGGGGUUGUGAAAAAAAUAGAGUUUUUUGAGGUUUUCUGUAGGAGGAGAAAAAAAAACACUUUUUUUUAUCUGUUUCUUGAUAUAAGAAAGUAGUAAAGGUUGUUCCUUUAUCUCAUUUUCUUGAUUUAUUCUUCAAGAAUGUUGUAAAGAUCAAAUAUUUAAGACCCCCAAAUCACAUGUCAUCAUCUUCUUGUUCUUGUUAGUUGUUCUUCUUCUAUGGGGGCUUAGCUACUUCAAAUGGGGUUGGUUUUUUUAUAUAUAAAAAGUAGUAAAGGUUGUUUCUUUAUCUCAUUUUUUUGAUUUGUUCUUCUAGAAUGUUGUUAAGAUCAAAUCUUUAAGCCCCAAAAAUCACAUGUCAUCAUCAACAUCAUCUUCUUGUUCUUGUUAUUGUUAAGUGUUCUCCUAUGGGUGCUAGCUACUUCAAUGAAGAUGUUUUCUUGAUAUACAAAAAGAAGUAAAGGUUGUUCCUUUAUCUUAUUUUCUUCAUCUGUUCUUCAAGAAUGUUGUAAAGAUCAAACCUUUAUGCACAAAAAUUCUCAUGUCAUCAACAUCAUCUUCUUGUUCUCCUAUGGGUUCUGCAGCUACUUCAAUGGGGAUGUUUUUUGCUGAUAUGAAUUCACUCUCCAUAAAUACUCCCAAAAGUUUUGAUGAGGGUAAAGGGAGGAGGGGUUCUUGGGACUCUCAAUUCUUGAAUAAAGGGGGGUCUUUUUUUUCUUCUCAGAGUCUUGAUGAAGCCCAAAAUAGUGAAGAAAACAGUGAAACCAUUGACCUUAAUGCUUCCUGUUUCAAUGAAGAGAAACCAAUUACAAUGCAUAGUACUUUUAACAGUAACAAUAAUAAUAGUAGUAGUGGUGGUGGUUAUAAUGGCAAGGAAACAGAGAAUGGACAAUCAAAGCUUUGUGCUAGAGGUCAUUGGAGACCAGCUGAAGAUGCAAAGCUUAAAGAACUUGUUGCUAUUUAUGGCCCUCAGAAUUGGAACCUUAUUGCAGAAAAGUUAGAAGGAAGGUCAGGAAAAAGUUGUAGACUGAGAUGGUUUAACCAGUUGGAUCCAAGAAUCAACAGAAGGGCAUUUAGUGAAGAGGAAGAGGAAAGAUUAAUGGCUGCUCAUAGAUUGUAUGGUAACAAAUGGGCAAUGAUUGCAAGACUAUUUCCAGGGAGAACAGAUAAUGCAGUGAAGAACCAUUGGCAUGUAAUAAUGGCUAGGAAAUAUAGAGAACAAUCAAGUGCUUAUAGGAGGAGAAAAAUGGGGCAAUUUGUUUACAGAAGAUCAACAACAGUAGUUGAAGAAGCAGAAAAUUCAAGUGGCCAAAAUUCUGCUAACCACUUUUCUGCUGCCACUACUAGUAUGAAAAUUAAUAAUGAUGGUCCAAAUGGUUGGGUUGUUUAUGGACCAAAUGGCUCACCCCACAUGGCUUCUUCUGCUGGAGAAGCAGCAGCAGCAAUUCCUAGCAGCACCAAUAAUGUCCCCUUACUUUCUCCUUACUCACCAUUUUGUGCUGCUCCCCCUUUUGACUCAUUACCUGCAGGUCAUUGUGGAAAUGAGAUGAUGAAUAUUCUAAACCAACAAGGCAGAACUUGGGAUAGGCAAAGAGAAAUUACUCAUCAACACCAACAUCUUACUACAUCUAAUUCAUUAAUGAUGAUGAAUAGUAUGCAACAAGAGUCACAAUAUGUCUUGCAGUUUCCUUAUGUUACAACAACAGCAACACCACAAAUUUCAUCAUCAUCAUCACCCUCAGCAGCAGCAUCAGAACAAGGACUACUAAAAGAGGACAGAAGAAGCAACAACAGUGAUAAUAGCACACUUGUACCACAAACACCACCAUUUAUAGACUUUCUUGGAGUAGGAGCCACUUGAAUAAUUGAAAAAAAAAU
Messenger RNA from Solanum dulcamara, 2030 nucleotides. Its product is annotated as transcription factor MYB86-like. The record is from RefSeq and is a predicted model, not a curated record. Gene Ontology annotation, biological process: regulation of DNA-templated transcription. Bases 694 to 2013 code for a protein of 439 amino acids. The transcript is spliced from 3 exons. Gene Ontology annotation, cellular component: nucleus. Gene Ontology annotation, molecular function: RNA polymerase II cis-regulatory region sequence-specific DNA binding; DNA-binding transcription factor activity, RNA polymerase II-specific. NCBI's taxonomy places the organism in Eukaryota, Viridiplantae, Streptophyta, Magnoliopsida, Solanales, Solanaceae.